This is a messenger RNA of Heterotrigona itama, 938 nucleotides long. The record is from the annotation of a GenBank genome assembly. NCBI's taxonomy places the organism in Eukaryota, Metazoa, Arthropoda, Insecta, Hymenoptera, Apidae.
AAACGUUUGAUUUGCCUGAAUCAGAAGCGGUACCGCGUACUUGGUACAUGAAACCGGAACUUCACUACAGCGCCAUUGGAGUUCCGGCGGGCGCGCUGUCACCCCCGGCCACACUUUCACCGCCCAGCAGUCCGAGUGUCACGCUGCCGCCUUCGCCUUGGAGUCCCGGCGCGGCAGGAAGUAGCUUAAGCACCACCACAUCCUCCAAUCCUUCCUCGGUCUCCUCCGCGAGCCUCGGCCAACCGACUCAGGACCGUUUCAGCGCUUUCACCCUUGUCUCUACUUGCAAUCCCGACGCCAGACUUCAGAGUCUACCGUUGACUACUACCACAGCCGCGGCACGAGAAAUGCGUUGUGGUCUGAUGUAUGGGGGUUAUGGGCCGACAGGAGCUGCGUGGUGGGCUCGGCACGUGAGUCUCUUGCUUCCCCAUUCUCUGGUACCACCCUCGAGGAUUCCUAACCAGCAAACUACACCGGUUGCAAAUUGCUCACCUAUUCACCCGGAACCCCUGAACACGUCCAGAGCUGGCUCACCACCCCGGAGAUGCACCCCGGAGAAGACGAAGUUCGAUGAAGAAGCGCCGUUAAAUUUGAGUACGAAGCCGAAUGACAUUUCGUCCACCGUCGGUCGGAAGAGUGAGAUUUGGUCACCAGGAACGGUUUGCGAGAGAGAGGCAAAGGAAAUCAGGAUACCAUCGUCCGGGAGUCCAUCCUCGACUCCUGUGAUCACUCGGCAAAUCCAUCAUUCACCGCUGACACCGCCCUCCUCGUCGGAAAGGACUUUCCAGUGUAAACAAUGCGGGAAGGCUUUCAAACGUUCAAGUACUCUUAGCACCCAUCUUUUAAUACACUCCGACACUAGACCGUAUCCCUGUCAAUAUUGCGGCAAGAGGUUUCAUCAGAAAUCAGACAUGAAGAAGCACACUUACAUCCACACC